CUGCCUGCCUCCCCCAGGGGACUGUCCUUCCUUCCUUCCUCCUCCGUGGCUUUCCUCCCGGGAUGGCUCUGCUGGGGGAGCCCCUCUUCCAGGGGGGGGUCUCGCCCCUUCUCCUAGGCUCCUCUCUCUCUCUCUCUUUCUCUCUCCUUUUCUCUUUCUGCCGCGGAGGACAGCGCCCCAGGAGCUGAUAUCAAAUCUGUCCUCCUGGAUUUCAUAAAGCAUUCUUCUGGAGAGAAAGGCUGCUAAAUAUAAACUUGAGAAGAUCUGAUAUAAAAAGUCCCACCUGUGCCUCUGGGAAGAUAUGAUCCUGAGAAGAAAGAUGCCGUUUCUCCUAGCAUUAAGCUUACUGGCAAUACCACAGCCUGGGCAUGGGGCCCUUCACUUGAACAUUACAGAAGGCUGCAAACUUAUAUUUCCUCCUUGGGAUGGUGGAAUCCGUUAUCGAGGCUUGACCCGCGAACAAGUGAAGACUGCCCGCUUCCUGCCUUUUGACUAUGAGAUUGAAUAUGUCUGCCGGCCUGAACGUGAGAUCGUGGGGCCCAAAGUGCGCAAGUGCCUGCCCAAUGGGACAUGGACAGACAGUGAUGUGGAGAGCCGCUGUUUACGCACCUGUCCCAAGAUGCAUCUGAGUCUGGAGAAUGGGCAAGUACAUGUCCGGGGAAUUGAACGGGUGCCUGUGGAAGGCACUUGGGUGGAAUAUCGCUGCAAUCCUGGCUUUCAUCUAGUGGGUAGCCCCCGCAGCAACUGCACCAAGGUGGGCCGCUGGAGUUCUGCCAAGCCGAUCUGUGAAUUGUGGCGUCCUCCUGUUUCCAGGUCUGGAUCAGGGAAGAAGCGGCUGCACAUCGGGGCCCUCUUCCCCAUGACCGGCGGCUGGCCUGGGGGACAAGCCUGCCUGCCCUCCGCCCAGAUGGCCCUCGACGACGUCAACAGCCGCAGGGACAUCCUCCCCGACUACGAGCUCCGGCUCGACCACCGAGACAGCGAGUGUGAACCUGGCGUGGCCACCAAAUUCCUCUAUGAACUCCUCUACAAUGACCCCAUCAAGAUCAUCCUUAUGCCAGGGUGCAGCAGUGUUUCCACUCUGGUGGCUGAGGCAGCACGCAUGUGGAACCUCAUUGUGCUAUCCUAUGGCUCCAGCUCUCCAGCACUAUCCAACCGUCAGCGUUUCCCCACAUUCUUCCGCACACACCCGUCUGCCACGCUGCACAACCCCACCCGUGUGCAGCUCUUUAAGAAGUGGGGGUGGAAGAAGAUUGCCACCAUACAGCAGACUACAGAGGUGUUCACCUCGACUUUGGAUGACCUGGAGGAGCGUGUCAAAGAGGCUGAUAUUGAGAUCACCUUCCGCCAAAGCUUCUUCUCCGAUCCUGCUGUGCCUGUCAAGAAUCUCAAGCGGCAGGAUGCUCGCAUCAUUGUUGGGCUCUUUUAUGAGACGGAGGCACGGAAAGUCUUCUGUGAAGUCUACAAGGAGCGUUUAUUUGGGAAGAAGUAUGUCUGGUUCCUAAUUGGCUGGUAUGCUGACAAUUGGUUCCGAAUCAAGGAUGCAAAUAUUAACUGCACAGAGGAGGAGAUGAGAGAGGCAGUGGAAGGGCACUUCACCACCGAGAUCGUCAUGCUGAACCCGGAGAACACACGCAGCAUUUCCAAUAUGACAUCACAAGAGUUCAUUGAUAAGCUGACAAAACGUGUAGAAAAAUCUCCAGAAGAAACAGGUGGUUUCCAGGAGGCCCCACUGGCUUAUGAUGCCAUCUGGGCACUGGCUCUUGCACUUAACAAGACCUCAACUGAACUGGUGAAAAAGGGACUGCGCCUUGAAGACUUCAAUUACAAUAACCGGACUAUUACAGAUGAGAUCUACCGGGCACUCAACUCUUCAGCUUUUGAAGGCAUCUCGGGCCAUGUAGUUUUUGAUGCCAGUGGCUCUCGUAUGGCCUGGACUCUCAUUGAGCAACUUCAGGAGGGCAUCUAUAAGAAGAUUGGGUAUUAUGACAGCACCAAGGAUAACCUCUCCUGGUAUGGCAAUGAAAAAUGGAUCGGGGGUUCCCCACCAGCUGACUACACCAAGAUCAUCACUACCUUCCGGUACCUCUCCCAGAAGCUUUACAUUUCCGUUUCGGUGCUAUCCAGCAUAGGUAUUUUAUUGGCCAUCAUCUGUCUGGCCUUCAACAUCUACAAUGGGCAUGUCAGAUACAUCCAGAACUCACAGCCAUACCUCAACAAUAUGACAGCUGUGGGUUGCGCCCUGGCACAGGCGUCUGUCUUCCCACUUGGGCUGGAUGGUCUUCACAUCAGCAAAGAGCUCUUCCCUUUUGUUUGCCAGGCUCGGCUAUGGCUCCUGGGUUUGGGUUUUAGCUUGGGCUAUGGCAGCAUGUUCACCAAAAUCUGGUGGGUGCACACCGUUUUCACCAAGAAGGAAGAGAAGAAAGAACGACGGAAGACUCUGGAACCCUGGAAGCUCUAUGCUACAGUUGGGUUGCUUGUUGGGCUUGAUUUUGUCAUUUUGGCCAUCUGGCAAAUAGUCAGCCCACUGAAGCGUACCACUGAGGAAUUCACCAAAGAAGACCCCAAAAGUGACAUUGAUGUGCAGAUUUUACCCAAAUUGGAACACUGCAGUUCUGAAAAGAUGAACACUUGGCUAGGUAUCUUCUAUGGCUUCAAGGGACUUCUGCUGCUUCUGGGCAUCUUCCUUGCCUAUGAGACGAAGGGUGUCUCAACAGAGAAGAUCAAUGACCACCGAGCCGUGGGCAUGGCAAUCUACAACGUGGCUGUGAGUGGCUUAUCUCUAAAAGGUUCAGACCAAGCAUUGCCUUGACUGUUACAUGCAUUG
Messenger RNA from Sceloporus undulatus (fence lizard), 2827 nucleotides. RefSeq names its product gamma-aminobutyric acid type B receptor subunit 1 (gene GABBR1). The transcript has 22 exons. Gene Ontology annotation, molecular function: G protein-coupled GABA receptor activity. Lineage: Eukaryota; Metazoa; Chordata; Lepidosauria; Squamata; Phrynosomatidae. Gene Ontology annotation, cellular component: G protein-coupled receptor heterodimeric complex; membrane. The coding region runs from base 302 to 2812 and encodes 836 amino acids. Gene Ontology annotation, biological process: gamma-aminobutyric acid signaling pathway; G protein-coupled receptor signaling pathway. The record is from RefSeq and is a predicted model, not a curated record.